AUGACGACAACCUUUCCCGUGGCAGAUCCACUCACUAUUCUGCCCCCCGAGAUUGUCCUGCGCAUCUUGGAAUUCUCCCCGGUCGCGACCCUCGCGUCUCUAACCGCCGCCUCUAAGGCCUGGCACCGAUUUAUCGACGGCGCGCAUCAAGAAGCAAUUUACACCUCCAAGGCGACACAACCCCCCGGUGGCGCCCGUGACCUCUCCUUCCUUUCCAACGCUACUAGCUACGCCAAUCUUUUCGAAGGAACGUCGUCAUGGAAGGACCUUUGCAAGCGACAGACGCUGCUCGCCCGCAACUGGGCUGCGUCCCCGCCAGCGAGCCGGGAAUCUGUCGUGCAGGUCGGGAAUGAUCCCGUUUGGCGAUUCCGUCCUGACUUUAAGCGUCGAUUCUUUGUUUCCACAUCUCAUGCCGGUGGCUUGAAUGUCAUUAGCAUGGACACGGGUCGCGUUAUCUGGCGACUCCCGUCGACGCUGGAUACGGCGGAUGGCGAGCAUGGAGUUCGUCCGUAUGCACACUUGGAAUACCAGGAUGGGAUGGCGGUGUUCGAUUGUGAGGGGGAUGCGGUGGAGGUCUGGCAGGCGGGCUUGGAAGGUGCACAACAUGGGGAGUUCCGGCAGAUUGCCGUCUUGAACCAUGAUUGCCAGACCAGAGGCUUUCAGCUGUCCUUCUGGACGCUCUGCGUGGUGUCAAGUGAAGGCCAGGGUUUUGUCUAUGAUAUGACGCAACGCCCUCCCAAGCUGCGGACGCACCUCAAGAUUCAGGAUGGUGGUAUCGGUCACCUCGACCAGAGUGCCGACGUUGUCAUCUAUUCCAUGGGCCCGGGGGGCUUCCAUGCGCACGACAAGACGACGGGGGAGUUCUUGGGUGCCCUCCACCCGUCGGAGUGUAUGGACAUGUAUCACAUCCGCCCACCAGCCGCCGAAUCUCCGAACGCUACGAGUCGACCGUUUCUUCCCGGCUCUAAGCGCAAAGACUCUCUCCUACCUGUCACGGUCGCAAAGGGUCCUCUUCCUACCCCGACCGAUCCGGAUCAUGUUUGGGACGGCGAGAACGAGUGGGGAUCAGGGAUGAUAAAUGGGAACCUUUUCGUCGGUUUCUCUCGCGCCGGUCGGGUCUUCGUGUGCUGGGACUGGCGUAAAGCCCUCCAAAGCGGUGUUGAGGGGAACAGUUCCAUCAUCGAGUGCGAAACAGACGGAUCCACCUUUGAUCUAGGAGGAUGGCUGUCCGUGCGAAACCAUCGCCUGAUGUUCGAGAUCCAGGACCGGAUUUAUAUCGUCGCGCUGGAUGACGACGACCGAAUCCAAUGUUCUGACAGUCCCGCCCGCGCGUCGUACACCCUCCUCACCAGCUCUGCCCCACAGCUAGCCGUGCCGGUCAGUUUCAUGGGGCUCUAUGAUGAUGCGAUCAUGUCGACUUACACUACCCUCGGCUGGCGCCAACCCCUCAUUAACCUUCCCGGAGGCCAACCUCCACGACAAGAUAACGCCGCCCGCAUUUUCCCCACGAAAGCCAUCCGGAUCGUCAACCUAGCACCUGAACUCUCCGACAAGUCGGAUGCCCCCUCUGACGCCGACCAGGCCCAAAACCAGGCUGGAGAAGGUGGAGGCCCGCAAAAUCCGCCAGCAGAGGAGGUCUGGCGGUCCCAAGCGGGACUUUUGCAGCUGAUCAACAUGCUCGGAGGUGAGUUUGGGGAGCUGGAGGAGGAAGACGAGGGGGAAGAUGAAUUGGAGGCUUUGUUUCCAGAUGCGCAUAAUGGCGACUCCGACGGGUGGGAGGACGAUGACGAUGACGACGACGACGACGAUGACGAUCACGACGAUCACGAGAAUACGCACCAGCCUCCGCAUGAGGGUGCAUAG
Messenger RNA from Aspergillus campestris IBT 28561, 1863 nucleotides. Its product is annotated as F-box protein. Lineage: Eukaryota; Fungi; Ascomycota; Eurotiomycetes; Eurotiales; Aspergillaceae. Bases 1 to 1863 code for a protein of 620 amino acids. The record is from RefSeq and is a predicted model, not a curated record. The transcript has 2 exons. Gene Ontology annotation, molecular function: protein binding.